Messenger RNA from Aegilops tauschii subsp. strangulata, 2071 nucleotides. Its product is annotated as protein RAFTIN 1B. Lineage: Eukaryota; Viridiplantae; Streptophyta; Magnoliopsida; Poales; Poaceae. The record is from RefSeq and is a predicted model, not a curated record. Gene Ontology annotation, biological process: pollen development.
CGUCAUUCCCAAGUGCAAGCUCUGGAGUAGCUUUUUUUUUUUUGCGGGAAGCAAAGCUCUGGAGUAGCUAGCAGCGCACAUCCAUGGCGCGCUUCCUCCUUGCCCUCCUCGCUGCCACCGUGGUCGCGGUUCAGGCUGGAGGUCAGCUGGCCCAAGCGGCGCUGGCGCCGGCCGAGGUGUUCUGGCGCGCCGUGCUGCCGCACUCGCCAUUGCCCGACGCCAUCCUCCAGCUCGUCCAACCUGCAGCGGGUCUGUCUUACACCAGCUUCUUGAGCAAAGGCAGGGUCAAGCCUCCCUUCGACUACCAAGAGUACAUCCGCUCGUCGUCCGAUGAUGAGUCGAGCGAACGCACCGCCGGAGAGCGGGAGUUGGAGUACGACGACUACAAAGGCGCCGACAAACGCCGUGACGCCACCUUUAACCCUUUCAACUACAUGUACAAGGCGCCUAGCAAAACACGGCCGAGCCCUUUCGAUUACAUGUACAAGGGGCCUAGCAAAAGCCAAGCGGGAGAACGGCUUGGCGCCCCCGCUGGUAACCCUUUCGGGUACCACUACAAGGCGCCGAGCAGCAGCCAUGCCGGAAGCGGGGCGUCCACGGCUAGGGUCGGCAAGGCGGAGACGACGACGGUGUUCUUUCACGAGGAGGCGGUGCGCGUCGGCAAGAGGCUCCCGUUCUACUUCCCGCUGACGACUCCCGCCGCUCUCGGUUUCCUGCCGCGCCAGGUCGCCGACUCCGUCCCGUUCACGACGGCCGCGCUACCCGGCGUCCUCGCGACGUUCGGCAUCGCGUCCGACUCCGCCACGGUGGCCAGCAUGGAGGCGACGCUGCGCGCCUGCGAGUCGCCGACCAUCGCCGGCGAGUCCAAGUUCUGCGCGACCUCGCUGGAGGCCCUGGUGGAGCGCGCCAUGGGAGUUCUGGGGACCCGGGACAUCAGGCCGGUGACGUCGACGCUGCCCCGCGCCGGCGCUCCGCUGCAGUGGUACACCGUCCGCGUCGUGCGGCCGGUGGAGGGGGGCCCGGUCUUCGUGGCAUGCCACGACGAGGCCUACCCGUACACCGUGUACCGGUGCCACACCACCGGCCCGUCCAGGGCGUACAUGGUGGAGAUGGAGGGCGCGCGCGGCGGCAACGCGGUGACCAUCGCCGCCGUGUGCCACACCGACACGUCCCUCUGGAACCCGGAGCACGUCUCCUUCAAGCUGCUCGGCACCAAGCCCGGCGGCACGCCGGUCUGCCACCUCAUGCCGUACGGGCACAUAAUCUGGGCCAAGAACGUGAAGCGCUCGACUGCGUGAGCGUCCCGGCCAGCUCUGUUGUCUCGCCGGAGCCAAGAUCGAUGUACCACUAGUCUACUACUAUCUGUUUCUUACCUACGUAUUCUGUUGUUCAUGCCACCAGAUGGUCACCAGAGCAGCGUUUGUAAUAAAAGAACAGCUUCUGCAGAGCUGUGUUUAUUUACAUUACAUUUGCAAUUCGUAUUCAACUGCAUACAAAAACUCUGUACUUUUGCAUGUCACUGUGCCACAGAACCACUAGCAUGCCAAGAAAUGGCUUCCUGGACCGCUUAAGUGACCAAUAUGGCUGUUCGAACCAUAUUCUUGUAGAAGAACAAAUGGGACAUUCUGUAGAAGAAACAUAAAGAAUUUUUUCUUGUAGAAGGAAUAUGGCAGGACCCUGCCAUUUGGCUAACAAAGUGUCAUUCUGUAGAAGAAACAGAAUGAAAUUUCCCAAGGAAUAUGGCAAAAGACAUCUGGCUUUUGGUUGGAAGGAAAAACGACAUUGUAAAAGAAACAGAAAGCGUUUUCCGAUAGUUUUGAAAUUAGGUCAAGAAACACGUAGCAAAUAAUGUUCACACAUUAAGAUCUUUUACAAAAUAGAUGGCUACCAUGCCUUGCCACUCACAGAUUAGAGUUUCAUAGUCAUUACCCCUUAACACUUUGUAGAUAUGGGUUGCAGUAUCUAUCCGAAUAAGUGUAGCAGCUGACCAAAAUCUACUUAAGAAAACAUCUGCAGUUGAACAACGGGGCUACAUUUACUAGGGAAAAACUGCAUCGACAUCUACUAAAAA